AUAAGGACCAAGUUAAUUUUGUACGAUAACAUUUUAUUCUUACGAUUUUACUACCUCGUAUUUUUUACAAAAUUAGAACUCCAUAUCAUAUCAUUAUCAUAUGACUCUUUUAAUUGUGAGCGAAAAUUCAACACAAAAUUUGCGGCUCUGCACGUUUAUGCAAAUUUUAAAUUUCAUAUAAAGAAAAAACCAAUAAAAGUCUACAAGGAGUAUCACACCAAUCAACAUCAACCUUAAAUUUCUCCUUCAUUAUUUAGAUCAACACCCAAAACUUCGACCUCUCUCUAUCUCACUCACUUCCACUUACACAGAAACCUCUUUCAACUCUCAGUUUCAGAUUCUGCAACCAAAAAAAAAACUUAUUACUUCUUUUUAAAAUACAAAAACAUUUUUUAACAAUUCUUUAUUGGUUUUCUUGUGGUGAUGGAGAAUUCUUACGACUCAAGCAAGUGGUCUGAUUCUACAACUCCAUAUAUGGUCUCAUGGUCGUUACAAUCUGAGUCCCCCGAUUCUGAUUGGAGCCGGUUUAAUCUUGGCUUCUCUUUUUCAUCCUCCGGUUAUUUCCCGGCGGAUGAUUGUGUCGGUGGGAUUGAAAAAGCAGAGUCACUUUCAAGAAGCCACCGUCAAGCUGAGAAAAGACGCCGUGGCCGGAUUAAUUCUCACCUCACCGCUCUCCGGAAACUUGUCCCCAAUUCCGACAAGUUAGACAAAGCAGCUCUAUUAGCAUCAGUGAUAGAACAAGUGAAGGAGCUCAAACAAAAAGCAACAGAAUCACCAAGCUUCGAAGAUCUUCCAACAGAAGCAGAUGAAGUAACUGUUCAGCCUGAAACCAUCUCUGACUUUGAAUCAAAUACAAAUACAAUCAUCUUCAAAGCUUCGUUUUGCUGCGAAGAUCAACCCGAAGCAAUCUCAGAGAUCAUUAGAGUUCUCACAAAGCUAAAUCUCGAAACAAUCCAAGCUGAAAUCAUGUGUGUAGGAGAAAGAAUGAGAAUCAAUUUCAUCCUAAAAGAUAGCAACUGCAAUGAGACGACAAACAUAGCUGCAUCAGCAAAAGCUUUGAAGCAAUCUCUCUGCGCUGCGUUAAACCGAAUCACAUCUUCUUCUUCAACUACUUCUUCAGUUUGCAGAAUCAGAAGCAAAAGACAAAGAUGGUUCCUCUCUUCUCACUACUCUCACAAUGAAUAAAUCUCAAAAUCUCAAAAUAUACAUAAACCAUAUUAUUACUUAAGGUUUUGUCCGCAAUUUGGUUUGAUUGUUCCUACUAAACCAAUCAAGAUUUGUAUAUUCCAAGAUUUGUAUAACCUAAAUCUGAAUCA
Molecule: messenger RNA, 1316 nt
Organism: Arabidopsis lyrata subsp. lyrata
Lineage: Eukaryota; Viridiplantae; Streptophyta; Magnoliopsida; Brassicales; Brassicaceae
Product: transcription factor bHLH51
Exons: 2
Coding region: 424-1185 (253 amino acids)
Biological process (GO): regulation of DNA-templated transcription
Molecular function (GO): DNA-binding transcription factor activity; protein dimerization activity
Source: RefSeq, a predicted model, not a curated record